AUGAGAAACAUGCGUGUGGAAGACGGACGGAUUGUUAGUCUUGGUUUUGAACCCAUUUCUAAAACCAAGCCUCCAUCGCAAGGACGGUAAGUAACUGGUGAAUAGGCCUAUACUAGAGCAAUGAUUUAUUCAAUAUCUCCCGUAGAUAACCUGUUAAAUGUGAUUUUUCAAAUACCAAUAAAAUGCUGCAUUUGUUGUUUGCGUUUUGAUUGUGUUUAUAAGAAGGGACUAGUGUCUACAUAGCCCGUGCGUAAAAAUGCGUUCCAAAUGUUCCAAGAUCACAAUACAUCAUCAUCACUUCUAUCGUAACCUAGUUGCCUUUCUCUGAACUUGGACAAGGCGAGGUUUAUGCGUGAACAUCGGACUGGCUUAUUUUAUGGAUUUAAACAAGUGUCAACUGAUUUACACAAUAACUCAAAAGAUAGGCUAUAAAAAACCUAUAUAGAUACCGGAACGUUUUCUUAUUGAAUGGUUUCUUUCUUGUGCUUAGCCUAGGUAGAUGUGUACAGUAAUUGAGAGGUGCCAAUUCAAUUGACACAAUUGGUGUACUUGUAGCCUAAUGUAGCCCAUCCCACGGAGGGAAGAUACAUAGUUACAGUAAUGACAUGUAAUAAACAUGUUCAAUAGGCCGACUGUACUGUUUCUAGGGAAAAUGACGCGAUGAUUAGCCAAUCAUCACAAAGAGCUGAGUAAUCGCCCCUAAACAUGUUGUGCCAGGCUUCAUCCAAAAAUGCAUGUAUUGUAUGAAUGAAACUGUACACCCAAUCCGUUCUCUCUGCGCAGCAUAUACCUGUCCAGCCUGUUUCAAAGAUUUGUGAAAGGUCGCUCAGCGAGUCACGGGCAUUGGUAGGUAGGUCUAUUACGAGUGUGGUGUUGGAUGUCACUUUGGAACAGUUCAACACGCUACUACGCCCCAACGACUGGAACGGAGCUCCGUCCUGUCUUCACUCCACAAGUGUAGCUUGGUCUCGCCACUUGCGCUCUGGCAAAGGGAUUUAUAAGAUUCAGUCGGACACACUUGUUUCUUUACGCUAGAACGUGACUGAAAAGUAAGGCUGUCAACAACAAUAACAAGAGCACUCUCCGUUUCUUUGCUUGUCCACGGUUAAUGAAGGCAUAACAACCGGGUAAAACAGAAGAUUUCUCCGCGUUCGACCAUGAAAGUGGCACGGAUAUUUGUGGCCAGAUGCUGCGCUCCUUCACAUUAGCACGCCGCCGGCUGACUAAAUGUAAGAUCCCUCUUUGUUAAUUUAGGGAGACCUGUAUUUGUGUGUAGAUAUAACCUAGCUACAAGCCCAUAUAACUUAUACACUACGGGACUUAAUGUAGGCUAGAUUGAGCUGAUGUUGGAAUCAGUGAUGAGACAGCGAUCCUCGUUUCAAUGAACAGCGAUAGGCGACUUUGUAGCCAAAUCAAAAUUAACAAAGUCUAGCCUGGUUCCGGAUGUAAACACAACGUCGCGCCUUCCUUUUUUCACCGAAUCCCGACAUGGUUGCUAACAAAGGGGCAUUUUCUAACUUCUCUUUCCAGGGCCACCAUGCUCCUUGCGUCCGCUGUGGUCGUGUGGGAAUGGCUCAACGAACACGGGCGGUGGCGGCCCUACAGCCCGGCCGUCUCCCACCACAUCGAGGCGGUGAUACGAAGCGAUCCCCGUGGUGGGAGCGUCGUGCUAGGCCAAGUCGACAACCGCCUCUCGCCCUACAUCCUAGACCUGCAGUCGAUGCACCAGUUCAGGCAGGACACAGGUAAGAAGACGAGAGGUGGGAAUGGCUGUUGUUGUUGUUGUGGGGAUGCUGUUGUCAUGUCGUUAGGCUACUGGUGUUGUUGGUGUAAGAAGGCAGUUGGAUGUAUGUAGGUGCAGAACUUUUGUGAAACAUCACAGCACAGUUGAAAAUGUAUGGCAAAUUAAAAAUCAAAACUGGAUGGUCUUAAGAGAUAGAUGGGAAACCAUGUGUUUGAUGUGUUUGAUACCAUUCCACCUUAUUCUGCUCCAGCCAUUACCACGAGCCCAUCCUCCCCAAUUAAGGUGCCACCAACCUCCUGUGAUGUCCAGUGAGUGUCUGUCUGUGUCUUAGUCGGUCUGGAAUGGAUACAUUGUGACAGACAAAAGUCAUAUCAGAAUUCUUAGUUCUACAUAGGCCUUUUUGACAUCUUAGGCCCAGUUGUCAGCAUGUUCUGGUUUUUACUUCAUGUUAUUGCACAGCGUCAUACAAUUCUGUUUGUUUUGCAUGUGGUUCAACUGAUAGAUAGUGACUGCUUUGCCACUGGAGUGGCGCUUAGGGCUCACAGGUUGGUUCCAUUCCGUCAUAGAAUGAGAAUUAAGAAUGAAUUACAAUCAGUUCCAUAUUCCAAGAGCCUGGCUGGGUCCCUGACUUUAACCCUCCGCUUGCCUGUCAGACAGAAUGGGGUGGAAGUGUGAUGACCUAGAACAGCUGUACCUCACGGUGCCUUGGCCUCUCUUGCGAGAGACAUUCUUCCCCCCCAUACUCCCCGAAUCUAACGCCCGCAGCUGCCGUGUGGAGACGGACAAUUGGGUGGGAUAAGCAGAGGGAGCGAGAAAGAAAUGGCACCCUAUAGUCAAAAGUAGUGCACUACAUAGGGAAUAGGGUGCCCUUUGUGACAGAUCCAGAGCGUAAGGGGAAAGCAGAGAGAAUGUGAUAUUUCAAGGCUUAAUCAGCAGAGAAUCUGAGAAUCCGCCUUCGGCAGCCCCCCCCCCCGUAGAGUCUCAGCCACACUGUCUCCUAAUGAUUUCUUUAGUCUUGUCUUUAGUUUUGUCAAUAGGCCAGAUCUCUAGGGACUAGCGGCGUCAGAACCUCGGUACGUGGGAGAGAUAGAUGGAAGGAGGUAUAGAAAGAGAGAGAGGGAGGGAGAGGGAAGCCCGUCUCUCUCUCUCUCUCUCUCUCUCUCUGUCUCUCUCUCUCUCUCUCUCUCUCUCUCUCUCUCUCUCUUUGUUGAAGUUGAGGGAACAGAUGUUGGCUCCUCUAUUGUGGAGUAG
This is a messenger RNA of Coregonus sp. 'balchen', 2995 nucleotides long. Lineage: Eukaryota; Metazoa; Chordata; Actinopteri; Salmoniformes; Salmonidae. The record is from the annotation of a GenBank genome assembly.